GGCUUUAUUAUGUUUUACAGUUGGGGAAACUAAGACUAAAGAAGAUAACUCAUUCAAGGUCAAUCAGCAAGUAAGUAGCAGAAUUGGAACUCAAACCCAGGUCUAGUUUGAUGACAAAGCUGUUCCUUUAAGCAAUUUGCCAUAACAUGCACCUAAUGGGAAAUGUUGCUUGGAUCACUGGUUAUGGCCAUCAUUCACAGAGAUGCUAAACCCGGAGUUUUCUUUAACAUAGCCUUUACCCUGUAGAAACAUUUAAACUUCAUUUCAGAAGAGAAAUAUCUAUUUGAAAAAUAAUCUAAGUAAAUUCAUCAGAUGCUUUACCCCAGAGUGACUCUGGUCUUGGUAUUUUGGUUUUUGUUGUUGUUUGAGACGGAGUCUCGCUCUGUCGCCGAGGCUGGAGUGCAGUGGCGCGAUCUCGGCUCACUGCAACCUCCGCCUCCUGGGUUCAAGCAAUUCUCCUGCCUCAGCCUCCCGAACAGCUGGGAUUGCAGGCGCCCACCACCAGGCACGGCUAAUUUUUGUAUUUUUAGUAGAGACGGGUUUCACCAUUUUGACCAGGCUGGUCUCCAACUCAGGUGAUCCCCCCGCCUCGGCCUCCCAAAGUGCUGGUAUUACAGAUGUGAACCACCGCGCCCAGCCGGUAUUUUGUGAAGAACAAACUACAAGGUGACUACUAUUUUGGGGUCACCUUGACAUGGAGGAGAGGUGAAUGGAAAUAAAACUUAUUCUUCCCAGUGUCUUUAGAAUGUAGGCGCUGAAACUGAGUGAAACUGAGUAAAACUGCCACCCAAUUUUCCUGGGAACCAGCGAUUCUGUAGUCAACAGAAGUUUGCUUUUCCAACAGCUGGAAACGCCAGGGUUGGGCACAGCCUCAAGAACUGAGGCUGCCUUGUUCAGACUUUCACACGGUCCCUCUGUUCCUUCCACAGAGGCCUCUUUUUCUUCUAUAUCCCGCAUCUGCCGCUUGGGACACUCAUUCUGUAGCGCAGCACCAAGUCUUCCAAAAAGGCGGCGCUGGUUUUGCGCUCCUUUUUUAAAGGGAUCUAGGCCAGCUCUAUCUGAACUCUGUACGAUGUUUUUUGUUUGUUUGUUUUGUUUUGUUUUUGAGAUGGAAUUUCGCUCUUGUUGCCCAGGCUGGAGUGCAAUGGUGCGAUCUCCACUCACGGCAACCUCCGCCUCCCGGAUUCAAGCGAUUCUCCUGCCUCAGCCUCCUGAGUAGCUGGGAUUAAAGGCAUGCGCCACCACUCCCGGCUAAUUUUGUAUUUUUAGUAGAGACGGGGUUUCUCCAUGUUGGGCAGGCUGGUCUCGAAUUCCCGACCUCAGGUGAUCCGCCCGCCUCGGCCUCCCAAAGUGCUGGGAUUAUAGCCGUCAGCCACUGCGCCCGGCCAACUCUAGACAAUAUUUAUUGCUCUACUUUUUAGUGUCUGAAGAAGAAAGAAGAGCACAGGAAAGAAACUUCAGUCUGAGGGUUGAGGACACGUCCCGGAGCUGAGGAGGACCAAGCUCCCAAGUCCCCCGUCACCUUGACACGCAGACGGUUCGCCAGGACUGCGAAGAGGGGGGCAACCAGCGCCCCGCCCCACCCCGCUGCGCCGCCCGCCAUUGGCCGGUCCGAAAGACGCGGGGCGUUGUCGGUUUGAAUGAGAGCGCCUGGAGCCGGGGCGCAGGCGCAGAGGAGGGCGGCGUUGAGACCGGCGGAGCGGCGGGACCCCUAGGUGGCGGAGGGACGCUCCGGGAAAGCGAGGGGCGCUACGAGCUCUGGCCCACGUGACCUGCCGGGGGCGGGAGCAGGGGGCGCGCCGGCCUCCUGCGGUGCCCCUGCCUUGGGGAGGGGCCGUGACCACCCGCCUGUCGCCCGAGGCGGCCGCCGCUGCACCUUCACCGCGUACCCGGGACCCGCCCGCCGGCCCGCCCGCGGGAGAAAUGUUGCUGAAGUGCUGCUGAAAGGGCCAGAGGUGCAAGGAUUUGGGAUACAUUUUGAACCUUUAAGCUGUCUGACAUUGACCUCCUUUCAUUAUUAAUAAAGAAGAAGCAGGAGCUUAGGAUGUAUUAACACCAACUCAUUAAUAUACUAACCGGACAAUGUUCUACAAACAAUUCUACAUUGUAAAGGACUGGAUUGGCACAAAAUAAAAUAAUUUUAUUUUAUUCAGCUUAUAAUAUGACUCGAUGGAGGAAAAUUUGAUAAGCAUGAGAGAAGACCAUUCUUUUCAUGUUCGUUACAGAAUUACCUGGGGCUUUAAAAAAAUACAGGUGGCCAGACAUCACCCAGAGAGUGGAGUUCAGCGUUGGGAGUUUUAGAAAGUGCUCCAGAAUGGAAGCUUCUUGCCUAGAGCUGGCCUUGGAAGGGGAACGUCUAUGUAAAUCAGGAGACUGCCGCGCUGGCGUGUCAUUCUUUGAAGCUGCAGUUCAAGUUGGAACUGAAGACCUAAAAACACUUAGCGCUAUUUACAGCCAGUUGGGCAAUGCUUAUUUCUAUUUGCAUGAUUAUGCCAAAGCAUUAGAAUAUCACCAUCAUGAUUUAACCCUUGCAAGGACUAUUGGAGACCAGUUGGGGGAAGCGAAAGCUAGUGGUAAUCUGGGAAACACCUUAAAAGUUCUUGGGAAUUUUGACGAAGCCAUAGUUUGUUGUCAGCGACACCUAGAUAUUUCCAGAGAGCUUAAUGACAAGGUGGGAGAAGCAAGAGCACUUUACAAUCUUGGGAAUGUGUAUCAUGCCAAAGGGAAAAGUUUUGGUUGCCCUGGUCCCCAGGAUGUAGGAGAAUUUCCAGAAGAAGUGAGAGAUGCUCUGCAGGCAGCCGUGGAUUUUUAUGAGGAAAACCUAUCAUUAGUGACUGCUUUGGGUGACCGAGCGGCACAAGGACGUGCCUUUGGAAAUCUUGGAAACACACAUUACCUCCUUGGCAACUUCAGGGAUGCAGUUAUAGCUCAUGAGCAGCGUCUCCUUAUUGCAAAAGAAUUUGGAGAUAAAGCGGCUGAAAGAAGAGCAUAUAGCAACCUUGGAAAUGCAUAUAUAUUUCUUGGUGAAUUUGAAACUGCCUCGGAAUACUACAAGAAGACACUACUGUUGGCUCGACAGCUUAAAGACCGAGCUGUAGAAGCACAGUCUUGUUACAGUCUUGGAAAUACAUAUACUUUACUUCAAGACUAUGAAAAGGCCAUUGAUUAUCAUCUGAAGCACUUAGCAAUUGCUCAAGAGCUGAAUGAUAGAAUUGGUGAAGGAAGAGCAUGUUGGAGCUUAGGAAAUGCAUACACAGCACUAGGAAAUCAUGAUCAAGCAAUGCAUUUUGCUGAAAAGCACUUGGAAAUUUCAAGAGAGGUUGGGGAUAAAAGUGGUGAACUAACAGCACGACUUAAUCUCUCAGACCUUCAAAUGGUUCUUGGUCUGAGCUACAGCACAAAUAACUCCAUAAUGUCUGAAAAUACUGAAAUUGAUAGCAGUUUGAAUGGUGUACGCCCCAAGUUGGGACGCCGGCAUAGUAUGGAAAAUAUGGAACUUAUGAAGUUAACACCAGAAAAGGUACAGAACUGGAACAGUGAAAUUCUUGCUAAGCAAAAACCUCUUACUGCCAAACCUUCUGCAAAGCUACUCUUUGUCAACAGACUGAAGGGGAAAAAAUACAAAACGAAUUCCUCCACUAAAGUUCUCCAAGAUGCCAGUAAUUCUAUUGACCACCGAAUUCCAAAUUCUCAGAGGAAAAUCAGUGCAGAUACUAUUGGAGAUGAAGGGUUCUUUGACUUAUUAAGCCGAUUUCAAAGCAAUAGGAUGGAUGAUCAGAGAUGUUGCUUACAAGAAAAGAACUGCCAUACAGCUUCAACAACAACUUCUUCCACUCCCCCCAAAAUGAUGCUAAAAACACCAUCUGUUCCUGUGGUAUCCCCCAACACGGAUGAGUUUUUAGAUCUUCUUGCCAGCUCACAGAGUCGCCGUCUGGAUGACCAGAGGGCUAGUUUCAGUAAUUUGCCAGGGCUUCGUCUAACACAAAACAGCCAGUCGGUACUUAGCCACCUGAUGACUAAUGACAACAAAGAGGCUGAUGAAGAUUUCUUUGACAUCCUUGUAAAAUGUCAAGGAUCCAGAUUAGAUGAUCAAAGAUGUGCUCCACCACCUGCUACCACAAAGGGUCCGACAGUACCAGAUGAAGACUUUUUCAGCCUUAUUUUACGGUCCCAGGCAAAGAGAAUGGAUGAACAGAGAGUUCUUUUACAAAGAGAUCAAAACAGAGACACUGACUUUGGGCUAAAGGACUUUUUGCAAAAUAAUGCUUUGUUGGAGUUUAAAAAUUCAGGGAAAAAAUCGGCAGACCAUUAGUUACUAUGGAUUUAUUUUUUUUCCUUUCAAACACGAUACUGAAGGCAGUUUACAAGGGGAUGAUAACAAAGUAACUAACUGUAGCAAAAGACAAGUUUGGGACAGACUGGGACCUGGAGUAACACUGGAUCACAGACUGCAAAGGCCCACGCUUGGAACAAGUUGCCAACUUGUUCCACUCUGCUUGCUUCAGCUUGUGCACAGCUGGGAUGGGAUCUGGGGAUGUGGACCCCUAGUCUUUCAAAAAGUCAUUCAGGUGAUUUGGAUGGGCAAACAGAACUAUUUCUCUAAAUGGCCAAUGUUUUUUAAGAGUCAUAAUCUGGAAUUACAUUAAGUGCUCAGCUAAAAAAAAAAAAGUUCUAAAUUACAACCUGGAUUACAUUAUGUUUCAUGUAUACUAUAAGGUAUGAUGUCCUAGAUAGCAUUUUAAAAACUCAGGUAAGUUUCAUGGGGUUCUUAUAAGAAAAUUCAGUUAAGACAGUAUACCAAACCACAACGUAAAAAGUUUAUUUUGUGUAUACAAUAGUUCUUACAGCCUGUAAACAUUCAACAUUAUUCCAUUUAAACAUUGUUUUUAACAGCUGUCUACCCUGUUCUGAUUUUCCUAAAAGCUUCACACUAUAUAGGCUGGGCACAAUGGCUCACGCCUGUAAUCCCAGCACUUUGGGAGGCCGACAAGGGCGGAUCACUUGAGGUCAGGAGUUCGAGACCAGCCUGACCAACAUGGUGAAACCCCAUCUCUACUAAAAAAUACAAAAAUUAGCCAGGCAUGGUGAUGAUGCACAUCUGUAAUCCUAGCUACUCAGGAGGCUGAGGCAGGAACAUCUGUAAUCCUAGCUACUCAGGAGGCUGAGGCAGGAGAAUCUCUUGAACCUGGGAGGUGGAGGUUGCAGUGAGCCAAGAUUGUACCACCUCACUCCAGCCUGGGUGACAGGGCAAAACUCUCAAAAAAAAGUAAAAUUUCAAAAAAGCGUCACAAUAUAAACCUUAAUUUUAAUGACAUAUUGGCUAGUCAAUAAACAAGUCUUAUCUCUUUUCUGAUAACAAAAUGGCCCGAUGUGUUCAAUUUGCUUCCAUAUUUAAGUCUUUCCUGAAUUGCUGUCAUCAUUCAACAGCAGUUGCAUGUUGCCUUGCUAGCUGUCAAAGUAGACUUCAUCCCCAAAUGGAUAUCUGUAAUGAAAGAAUACAAAGGUGAAAUUUUAUUUAAAAAUUUUUUAAAAGAAUUUGGUUUUGGAUUAAAAGGCAUGCAAGCAGCAUUAAUUCCACUCACAGUUACAGUCUAUCACCUGGGGCAUUCACUACUUUUCAGAGUCAGAUCACAGUUCAAAAGACAGCUCUCACCUUGGGGGCAUAUUCCCCAAGUCACUGUGAACAUGUCUUGUCCCAAGAGGACACUUUAUACGCAUGGAUGUUCACAAAUUUAUUCUAAACUGCAGGUGUCUGUCAGGAUUCAUUUGUUACAUGUCCUCUGUGUUAAAAAUCCUAAAAUCCUUUUGCAUUUCUUAGAAAAAAAUCACCUUUCUGAUGAAAUUCUAAAGAUGUUUGCAAUAUUAAACUAGAAUAUAUUAACAUGUAUAAUUUUGAGACAAGGUCUUGCUCUGUCACCCAGGCUGGAGUACAGUGGCUCGAUCAUAACUCGCUGCCACCUCGCGAUCCUCUUGCCUCAGCCCUCCAAGUAGCUGGGACUACAGGCGUGUACCACCAUGCCUGGCUAGUUUUAUUUUUAGCACAUAGCCUUGAACUCCUGAGCUUAAGCGAUCAUCCUCCCUCAACCUUCCAAAGUGCUAGGACUGUAGGCAUGAGCCACUGCACCUGGCCUAAAAUUACAUUGUUACAGGCACGUAAGUAACACUUCCUGGAUCCAAAAAUGUGUAUUCUGCAUUUCAUAUUAAAAUCAAAAAGCAAGAGCUUGGGAUACACAUAUCUGCAUGAAAAUUUAAAGACUUUAUUCCUGACUGGUAUCACUUUUAGUAAGCAGUUGAACAUAACUUGUAGUGUGAAUAUGGUUAAAACAAAGGACACCUGAUGUCUGUGAAGUCUGCUAAGGACAGGUACAAAAUUUAUGCAUUACUUUUUAAAAAGUUUAAAAUGAGGAAUGCUUUUGAUAAUCAGAAAGACUAAUGUAAAGUGCUGAUUGAUGUCCUGUCUGCAGUUAAGGAAGACACCCAACUCUCUUCUUCCUCAUCAUGGUAUUCUCUGUGUACAGAUCUCUAAAAAUGCAAACUUCCUAUGGACAAGACAAUAUGAUUUGCUAUAAUAUGAAUUAAGAUAUGGUAAUAUCUAAUAGUCUCCACUGCUAGGAUUCUGAGUAACACAAAAAAUAGGUUUUAUAAAAAGCCCAUGCACUUCAAUUGGUGGGGGAAAAGAAUAAAGUCAUUUUCAGUCGACUGACUCUGUAAAACAGAUUACCAAUAUAACAAGCUAUGUUAUCUAAAUUGCCCUGGCAGUCUUCAGUUUUCUCUAAGUAAACAUAAAGUAAAAGGAGCAAUAAGCAUGCAGGCGUAGUAAUAGCUGUGGAAAAGAUGAAACUACAGCCACAGUGACCUGUGGGCAGCCUGCGUAGAGAUAAGCUGAGGUGUCAGUCAGACUGAUCCUGGUAACGAUACUCCAUGGCUGCAUGAAGAUGCUGGAGGCAUCAAGUGGGUGGCCUUAACUCUAGUGGAUUCCACUAGGCAAUGUAAAUUGGUUAGUGGGUUCCCGUAAGUGCCUGUAACAAUAAAAUUUCUUUUUCAAUGUCCCCAAUUCAAACUGGCCUCCUUAACUAUCCAGAAUCAGUGAUGCCUGUCAUCUGUUCAUCUUAAAAUAAACACUUCUUACUUUAUGGAAUGUAAAUAUCAAAGAGAAGAUGAAAUUAAAAGCUUUUAUAUAUAUAA
Gorilla gorilla gorilla (western lowland gorilla) is the source of this 7185-nucleotide messenger RNA. It is a transcript of the gene GPSM2, whose product is annotated as G protein signaling modulator 2. NCBI's taxonomy places the organism in Eukaryota, Metazoa, Chordata, Mammalia, Primates, Hominidae. The record is from RefSeq and is a predicted model, not a curated record. Gene Ontology annotation, molecular function: G-protein alpha-subunit binding; GDP-dissociation inhibitor activity. Gene Ontology annotation, biological process: establishment of mitotic spindle orientation. The coding region runs from base 2213 to 4312 and encodes 699 amino acids. Gene Ontology annotation, cellular component: cell cortex. The transcript has 17 exons.